This is a messenger RNA of Pyrus x bretschneideri (Chinese white pear), 3437 nucleotides long. RefSeq lists its product as uncharacterized. Bases 326 to 3076 code for a protein of 916 amino acids. The transcript has 18 exons. Gene Ontology annotation, molecular function: acyltransferase activity, transferring groups other than amino-acyl groups. The record is from RefSeq and is a predicted model, not a curated record. Lineage: Eukaryota; Viridiplantae; Streptophyta; Magnoliopsida; Rosales; Rosaceae.
AUACUUGCGGGUGGUGGCCAUCCACUCUUCCUCAAAAAAAAAAAAAAAAAAAGCCAAAAAACAACCCGACGUUUCCUAUUUCCUCCCAAUUACAAACCAAUCUCUCGGACUCUUUCUGAAACCCUAAUUUUUUCCCCUCUCACAAAAUCCCAACUUUAUUCAAGGGUUUAUAUUUUGUUAAAUUUCGAUUCACACACACAGAGACAUAUAUAUUAAACAAAGGUUUCACCUUUAGGCUCGGUUUUGGGUUUGAAAUUCUUUGAAUCCAAAUCUGAACCAGGGAUUUGGGAAAUUUCUACGGUUUUGAAUCGAUCUGAGGCCGUGCAUGGCGAAGGGUACGGAUUCGGAGGAGUUUGUGGUGAUGUCUAAUGUCCGGACGGGCCUGAAACGCGAGUUCGUGUUUGCGUUGAAGGCGCAGGCCGAAGUGUCUGGCUCUUUAGGGCGGACUCGUAGGGCCCAGAACGAUGGCUGUAAGAGGUUGAAGACGGAGGAGCGCAACGGGGGUGAUGGUGAUGAGAAAUUGGGGGGUGGGGAGAUGGGGGAGGGGGAGAUUGUGAAGGUUAAGGAGGAUUUGGAGGAGGCUAUGAGCGAAGAGGAUGCAAAAAGCGAUGUGGUGGACCUCACGAGCGAAGACGAGCCGAAAUCCCAUGUGGGUGAGCUUGUGCUGAGCGAGAGGGUUGGGGAAGACGAGUUGAAGCACUGUGUGUUGGAGAUGGCAGUAGAUGAGGAGCCCCAGACCGGUUGCAUUGGAGAUAAUGAACCCAAAAAGCCUUUGGUGGACGAAGAAGUCCCUGUUUUGAUUGAGAACGCCAGCGUUAAGGUGGAAGAUGAGGUGAUUGGGAAGCCUCUGAGGAGGUUCACUCGGUCAGCAUUGAAACUUGAGGCAGAAAAAAUGCAGAAUUUACCCGCAGAAGGUUAUACCCAAGAGAUAGAUUCGGAGAUUCAGAAAAGCCCUUUUGUUACUCCAAUGAAACUUGAUAUGAAAAUGCCGAAGAUGGGGAGGAAGCUCAGUAAACUGAAAGAACUUCUUGAUACCGGUAUUCUCGAGGGGCAGCCAGUCAAAUACCUUAGACGAUCAAAGAUAAGAGAAUCUGGAGAAACUGGGCUUAGGGGAGUGAUUAUGGGCUCUUCUAUAUUGUGUCACUGUGAUUCUUGCAAAGGAACUGAAGUUAUUACACCUCCUGUGUUUGAGCUGCAUGCGGGUAGUUCAAACAAACGUCCGCCGGAGUAUAUAUAUCUUGAGAAUGGGAAGACCCUUCGGGAUGUCAUGACUGUAUGCGAAAAUUCUCCAUUGGAAACUUUGGAAGAAGCUGUCCGACUUGUCAUUGGUUGCUCAUCUAUAAGCAAAUGUACGAUCUGUCUCAAUUGCAAAGAAUCUAUUGACAAAGACGGUACAAGGUCAGCAGUGAUACUUUGUAGCUCAUGCAUGGAGUUAAAAGAGUCUGGAGCUAGGCUUGCUGUAGCUGCUAACCAGAGUGACGAAUCACGAAAGCUGGUUACAGUACCAAAUAGUCCUGAUACCUUGUCAAAGUGUAGCUCACCAUAUCAAGUUACAGUACCAAAGCAUCCUCAUACUGUGCCAAUGUGUAGCUCAUCAAAGCCAGUUAAAGUUCAAAAGCAUCCUCAUAACGUGCCAGAGCGUCAGUCGUCAGAAAGUACGAGUCAGGGAAGAGUAACCAAAAAGGAUCUUCGGUUGCACAAGUUAGUUUUUGAGGAAGAUGUCUUGCCGGAUGGCACAGAAGUAGGCUAUUUUUCUAAGGGAAAGAAAUUGUUGGUUGGUUAUAAAAAGGGUCCUGGCAUUGUUUGUGGUUGCUGCAAUAAUGAGGUCAGCGCAUCGACAUUUGAAGCGCAUGCUGGUUUUAAGUCACGUCGCAAGCCUUACCUGAACAUUUACACAUCUAAUGGGGUAUCUCUCCAUGAAUUGGCAUUAUCUCUAUCUAGUCGUCGGAAGUGGUCUGCCAAGCAUAAUGAUGACCUAUGCUCAAUCUGCAAAGCUAGAGGAGAUCUCUUGUGCUGUGAGAAUUGUCCAAGGGCUUUUCACAAAGAGUGCCUUUCUCUACCAAUUGUCCCUGGCGAUACUUGGUACUGUAAGAAUUGCCAGACUAUGUUUGAGAGAGAGAAAUAUGUGGAGCAUAAUGCCAAUGCUGUUGCAGCUGGAAGGGUUGCAGGGGUCGAUUCCAUAGAACAAAUAACCAACCGAUGCAUUCGUAUUGUCACAACUUUCGAGGAGAAGCUUGGUGGAUGUGCACUGUGCAGUAGCCAUGAGUUCAGCGGCUCUGAUUUUGGUCCCGGCACAGUUAUUUUGUGUGAUCAGUGUGAAAAGGAGUAUCAUGUAGGUUGUUUGAAGGAUAAAGGAAUUGAAGAUUUGAAGGAAUUACCACAAGACAAGUGGUUCUGUUGCUCAGAUUGCCUCAGGAUUCAUUCAGCUUUGCAGAAGUUGGUAGUUCAUGGGGAACAGAAGCUUCCAGACUCCCUCCUGAAUGUUGUAAGGAAGAAGCAUAAUGAGGAAGGUCCUGAGAGUGGAGCUAAUCUUGAUAUAAAAUGGAGGGUGCUUAGUGGGAAAAUGUCUACUGAUGAUGAAAGUGUUCAGUUGCUUUCCAAGGCUCUUGAAAUCUUCCAUGAUCGUUUUUCCCCAAUAAUUGAUUCUACUUCACGCCAGGACUUCAUCAAAGAAAUGCUUUACGGGAGGACCAUCCAUACCCAAGAUUUUGGUGGGAUGUACUGUGCAAUUAUUACAGUAAACCAAUUAGUCGUGUCAGCUGGAAUGUUUCGUAUCUAUGGAGCCGAAGUGGCAGAGCUUCCUUUAGUGGCUACAUGUGCUGAUUUUGAAGGACAGGGUUACUUCCAGACGUUGUUUUCAUGUAUUGAGAGGCUUCUUGCAUUUCUAAAUGUGAAAAGCCUUGUGCUGCCAGCCGCUAGUGAGGCAGAAUCAAUUUGGAAAAAGAGAUUCGGUUUUGAGAAGUUAACCGAAAAUGAGAUACACGAUUACAGGAAAAGAUACCAAAUGAUGAUCUUCCAAGGGACUAACAUGCUGCAGAAGCCCGUCCCCAAGUGCCGAAUUCUUAGGUCCCAUUGAAGUAGCUGAAUGACGGAUCAUCUAGAUCUUAUGUUUCUACCGAAAUGUAAAUGACUCCCCUGUCUCUUGGUGUACAGAAAGAGCAGAAAUAUACCUCAACCUUACAGGCAGUUUGUCUUUUGGUUAGCACAUAGAAUUUUUGAGAUAUUUCAGUUUCGGAGACCGAAUGUCGUCUUAGGUUUAUGAAGCUUCUUACAGAAAAUUUUGUUACUGUUAUUUCUGCGUCUGGGCCAUUUUUGUAGCUUAUGCUUUUUGUUCGGUCCCUUCGGCCUUUUUGUCGUUCGAAACUUGAAUUAUGAUCCUUCCUGCAUCUGAACUAGUAAAUAAGAAGAUUAAUAUAGGGAUCAUGUUAUUUUGCUCA